AUGAAGAAACUCAAGCCCCUGGACUACGAGUCUAAGAAGGCAUACACCUUCAAGGUGGACGCCACCAACGCCCACCCGGACCCUCGUUUCCAGAGCUACGGGGCGUUCAAGGACACGGCCACGGUGAAGAUCAACGUGCUGGACGUGGACGAGCCGCCCGUCUUCAACAAGCCCGCCUACCUCAUGGACGUGUACGAGGACACGCCCGCCGGCACCAUCAUCGGCGCCGUCACCGCACAGGACCUGGACGCCGGCAACAGCCCCGUCAGGUACUCCAUAGACUGGAAGAGUGACCUGGACAGCUACUUCGACAUCGACCCCGUGGAGGGAACCAUCUCCACCAACGAGCUGCUGGACAGAGAGAACGUGGCCCAGCACAACAUCUCCAUUGUGGCCACCAAACUCAACAGUCCGGUCCUGACCAGUCGUGUGGCCGUCACCGUGCACGUGCUGGACAUCAACGAGUUCCCGCCUGAGCUGGCUGUCCCGUACGAGACGUUUGUGUGUGAAAACGCCAAAAUAGGACAGGUUAUCCAAAUGUUCAGCGCAAAAGAUCAAGACCUCCCCAACGCUGGCCAGACGUUCUCCUUCAAAUCCCCUAAAGAUGAUUUGAAGAGCAACAAGAACUUUACCAUCAGAGACUUUGGAAACAACACGGCGGGAAUCGUGACCAAGAGGAGCGGCUUCCGGCGGCGCGCCCAGGAGAUCUACUUCCUGCCCGUGGUGAUCGAGGACAACGGCUACCCGUCCAAGACCAGCACGGGCACGCUGACCAUCCGCGUGUGCGGGUGCGAGUCGGACGGGUCGUUGCUGACGUGCAGCGCGGAGGCCAUCUUCCUGCCGGUGGGCCUGAGCACGGGCGCCCUCAUCGCCAUCCUCCUGUGCAUCGUCAUCCUGCUAGUCAUCGUGGUCCUGUACGUGGGGUUGCGCCGGCAGAAGGAGAAGGAGACGCUCAUGUCAUCCAAGGAGGACAUCCGGGACAACGUGAUCCACUACGAUGACGAGGGCGGCGGCGAGGAGGACACGCACGCCUUCGACAUGGGGACGCUGCGCAACCCCAAGGUCGUCAAGGACAACCUGUUCCGCCGCCGCGACAUCAAGCCCCUGGAGCCCCGCGGCCGGGGCCCGGGGCCGCGUCCGGGGCCCGCCCCCGUGUCCCAGGACAGCGCCGACAUCCGCGACUUCAUCCACCGGCGGCUGGAGGACCACGACGUGGACAACGCGGCGCCGCCCUACGACUCGCUGGUCACCUACGCGUACGAGGGCGACGGCUCGGUGGCCGAGUCGCUGAGCUCCAUCGGCUCUCCGGCGGCCCCCGGGGGGCUGGAGGAGGACUACGACUACCUGGACGACUGGGGGCCCCGCUUUAAAACGCUGGCCGGCAUUUUCGGGGAGAAGUCGUCGGAGUCUCGGUCUCAGUCGGACACUGCCACGGCGGAGGACUCUCAUUGAUCGGCGACCGGCCGAUCAGAGACUGUGGACCGAUAGGAGAAUCGAAAGGUUUUCGUUUGUUUUGGUUCGUCAAGCAUUUCUUUUUGUUUUGCUCUCGGUUCCCGUCUCCUUAUUUCUAUUUAAGGGGUUAACCUUUUCUAUUUAAGUCGUCAUCUCGUUUUUUUUCUAUUAUAUGCUCAAUCCGGACAUUGUUGAACAAAACAAAAAAGGAACAUGAAAACAGCUACGCGUUCACCGAUUGAUUCAGCCAUUCGAUUACUUUGGAUGUCUGACGGUUGCGUAACGCUUCCAAUUUUCACCACCGGGGGAACAAAAAAAUAAAAACGAAAAGCGCAGGAAAUGCGACCAUUU
This is a messenger RNA of Gadus macrocephalus (Pacific cod), 1803 nucleotides long. Its product is annotated as cadherin-12-like. Lineage: Eukaryota; Metazoa; Chordata; Actinopteri; Gadiformes; Gadidae. The record is from RefSeq and is a predicted model, not a curated record. Bases 1 to 1452 code for a protein of 483 amino acids. Gene Ontology annotation, biological process: calcium-dependent cell-cell adhesion; homophilic cell-cell adhesion; multicellular organism development. Gene Ontology annotation, cellular component: membrane; catenin complex; adherens junction. The transcript has 7 exons. Gene Ontology annotation, molecular function: cadherin binding; calcium ion binding.